Punctularia strigosozonata HHB-11173 SS5 is the source of this 2144-nucleotide messenger RNA. RefSeq lists its product as uncharacterized. The coding region runs from base 16 to 1968 and encodes 650 amino acids. Gene Ontology annotation, molecular function: RNA polymerase II cis-regulatory region sequence-specific DNA binding; DNA-binding transcription factor activity, RNA polymerase II-specific; protein dimerization activity. Lineage: Eukaryota; Fungi; Basidiomycota; Agaricomycetes; Corticiales; Punctulariaceae. The record is from RefSeq and is a predicted model, not a curated record. The transcript is spliced from 4 exons. Gene Ontology annotation, biological process: regulation of transcription by RNA polymerase II.
AUUCCUGCGUUAGGCAUGGACUCCCGCUUGACCUCGUCUAUCCCCUCCGCACAUAUCUUCGCUGACAACUCUCCUCAAGACACCCUCGGACUCUUAGCAUUGACUAACGUCGAGCACGCGUUCCCUGGCUGCAAUUCGGUCUCCGACCCCAUCGUGCCUGCUUUACAGUUGAAUGCCAUGGAUAUCCUGAGUUCUUUCAUGUCGAUGCAAGGGAUAGAGGGCCAGGAUAAUCAGCAGCAGCCCUCCGAAGUUCAACAAGGACAAGGGCAGGGGCAAUCACAGCAGUUUAAUGCUCAAACACCUCAGGCAUUGCUCGAACAGCAGCUGAAGCUCACUCGACUGCAGCAGCUUCAACAGUUGCAAAACCAGAUUUUCCAGCAACAGAUCGAGCUCAUUAGCAAUGGCGGCCUAGCGAACCCUCUUAUUCUACUUAACCAGCAAGGCAACAAUUUGUCUGGCGGAUUCCCCAAUCCGUCCCACACGGUUGUUAAUGGAGAUGUCGGACCUUCGCAGCGGGAAAACCCGUUCCAUGGACUUCCUACUCCAGUAUCCUCCACUGAAUUACGGGCUCAAAAUCCUGGAGAGUUCGUCUCCCCCCUUAUGUUGCAGUACACAGAUCCAAAUUUACCUCUUCCUGGUCUUCCGCGCUCCUCGAGUCAUGGGCAACAUCAAGGCCAGAUGCACGACUUCCUCGGCGGCACCAACCCAGCGAAUCCGCGCCAUCAAGAAUUGUUGCCCCCCAUCUUCGGUUCCGGAUCUAACCAGCACCAUGUCCAACCCUUAACGCCCGAUACCUUCGCCUCGCAAACACACCAAAAUGCCUUCAGCGGUGGAAGCCAUCAUAACUUGCGCCAAAACAUGUCCCACUCCGCGCCUGCCGACAUCGUCUUUCGUACAACACCUCCUGUUCCUGCAGAGAUGGAGUACGAGAUUGACAAUGUUUCUCCGCUUACUUCACCGUGGUUUGGCGCGACACUGUCUUCGGGGUCGGGAACAGUGCAAGCUGGAGGAAGUGCCACCUCAAAAACUACGAUGAAGCGCGGUCCUUCGCCCACUGGCGGGCAGCAGGUCCGUAAGCGUCCUGCGACGCUGAAGAAGGCCGGCGCUGGCCGUGCAGCUUCGAGCAAAUCGGCGGGAUCGACGCCACUUUUGCGUUCGCGAUCGAGGAAGGGGAGCCUGAGUGUAUCUGCUGCCUUCAACAUUGGUAGUGGACAUGACGCUCCGCAGGAUACACCAUCUCCCGUCGAUUUGUCGAUGCCGCCUCCUGCUGCUCCCAACCAGUCCAACAGUAGCAACAGUUCCGGGAACGGAGACGGGCUCGCGCAGAGCGCGCUUGACAAACCGGUCCUUCCAAUCACUCCGUCGACGAUGUUGAACAUUGGUCGAACAUCUAACAGUUUCGAUGACAUAUCGGCGCUGCCGAGUGGAAGCCAACCCGCCGGCGUUCCCCAGCCACCUUCGCCCGUGCUGCCGCUCAUGCCGAAAGGCAAGGGUUCGCACAAGUUGGCGGAACAGAAGCGGAGAGACUCGCUCAAAACAUCCUUUGACGAUCUACGCGUGCUUCUUCCCCCGAUUCCGAUGCCCUCCGAGGAUGGGUUCGCACCCACCGGUGAACCCAUUCUUCCUGGCGCUCUCCCACCCCGAGGUCCGCCUAAGGGUGGCGGGGAAGGCCCCAACCGCGGCGUGAGCAAGUUGCAGUUGCUUAGGUGCGGCAACGAGUACAUCAAGACCCUCAAGGGGCGUGUUGACCGUCGCGAUGAGGAGAUCGAAAGGCUCAGGAAGGAGGUCAGGAAGCUGCGGUUGAAAGCCGCAGGAUCCGGCGAAGCUCCCAUCGCGGAAGAGGAUGAAGAGGAGGUUGUGGAUCUUGAGAAGGAUGUUGACGCUGUCGAAAAAUUAGGCGGCCUUGGAGUAUUCGGGAACGCAAUGUCCGUGGGCGCCGAAGACGGCGAAGACGACGGUGCGGAGUAGUAAUUGAUGGAACCGGUUUGGGGCCUUCCUUUCGUAUCAUCUCUAGGGUUCAUAUACAUACUUAUUGGGGGUGCAUGUAGGACUUGUAUAGACAUCCUGUGUAACUCACUAUAUACUACUAUCUAGAAGGACGCUCAAAUCAUACAACGCAGUAGAUAGAAUAGGAUCCUGAUGUG